AUGUUGCACAAGGUUGCCAUUAGACUAGCCAUCGCAUUGGCCGGUAUUUCAGCAGCAGCAAGUAUCGAUAAGAGAAUUAUUGGCGGACAAGAUGCCCAGGAAGGUGAUUUUCCAUUUAUCGUUAGCAUCAGGACACCAGGUCACGCAUGCGGUGGCAGUUUGUUAGACAGUACUACUGUUCUUACUGCGGCUCAUUGCAUCCCCUCGGACUGGCAACGCAAGAAUUUCCAUGUUCGGGCAGGCACGCUGGAUCUCAAGAAGCCCGGAGUAGACGCAAAAGUGGCCUCUGCCAAGGUGCACCCUGAUUAUAAGUAUCGCGGAAAGGAAGGAGAGCCGUACGCUGUUAACGAUAUUGGCAUUAUAAAAUUAUCAACUCCCCUCAAGGAAAGCGAAAAAAUCGGCUAUGCAAAGCUACCAGCAGACGGCUUUGACCCUAUGGUCAACUCUACCGCAGUGGUUGCAGGCUGGUAUGUGCUAUUCAGCCUAGCAAGGGGUGUUCAAGAUGUUAGGCUUAAUAGACUGGGCGAUUCGGUUGAGAAGCUUGCCAAGGUCGUCAUUCCUGUCCGCGAACGCGAGGACUGCUACAAGAUUGAUGAAACCGCGCGUGCUAGAGAUACAUUACCUUUUCGUCAUCGCUUCCUUUCCCGGGACCCUACCGCCUGUAUCGCGCUUGACCUCUAG
Metarhizium acridum CQMa 102 is the source of this 681-nucleotide messenger RNA. NCBI's taxonomy places the organism in Eukaryota, Fungi, Ascomycota, Sordariomycetes, Hypocreales, Clavicipitaceae. The record is from RefSeq and is a predicted model, not a curated record.